Populus trichocarpa (black cottonwood) is the source of this 1675-nucleotide messenger RNA. Its product is annotated as dof zinc finger protein DOF5.4. NCBI's taxonomy places the organism in Eukaryota, Viridiplantae, Streptophyta, Magnoliopsida, Malpighiales, Salicaceae. Gene Ontology annotation, biological process: regulation of DNA-templated transcription. The transcript has a single exon. The coding region runs from base 336 to 1325 and encodes 329 amino acids. Gene Ontology annotation, molecular function: DNA-binding transcription factor activity; DNA binding. The record is from RefSeq and is a predicted model, not a curated record.
ACGUUGGGUGGUUGUGAGAUUUCGCAUAUAGGGACAACAUUCGCAAAUUUAGGUGUGGUUCAGGGAUAAUAUGGGAAAUAGAAAUGAUGAAGUAACGUACUAGAAGAAGAUUUGGAGGGGGAUUUUUGCCAGAGGUGUUUCAGCACUCGCUUUGAGCUCUCUUCCUUUCAUAGUCGUUUUUUCCUGAUUUGAAAAGUAGAUGUUUAAGAAGCAGAAUUCUCCAUUUUUUCUCAACUCAUCUUCGAAUUGUUAUAAAACAAUUUUGACACAACCCAAAAAGAAAAACUGAAAAUUCUAAACAAAGCUAGCUAGUGGUGGUUGAGGAGCUUUUAGAAAUGCAAGACACCCACUCAAUUGGAGGAGGAGGCAGGUUAUUUAGCGGUGGAGGUGGAGGUGACAGGAAACUACGGCCACACCACCACCAGAACCAACAAGCAUUAAAGUGCCCACGAUGCGACUCGCUGAACACAAAAUUCUGUUACUACAACAAUUACAACCUCUCUCAACCUCGUCACUUCUGUAAGAGUUGCCGGCGUUACUGGACUAAAGGGGGUGUCCUCCGCAACGUUCCUGUUGGUGGUGGAUGCCGCAAGACUAAGCGGUCUAGGCCUAAACAAAAUACACCAAUUACAACUUGUGAUACAAUUACGGCCUCCAGUACCACACCGCAGGAGCUACAGGAACAACAUCAGCAGCGAGAUCAUAAAUCCUCCGACUCUCAUUCUAGUAGUGAGAGUUCAAGUCUUACUGCUACAAAUAACACGAAUGCAAAUACUACAGCGGAAGCAGUGUCUGCGCUCUCUGUAAGCUCUGUUGUCUCCAAUAAUUUAUUAAAUGGUAUUGUUGAAUCCAAAAUCUUUCCGCAUGGGAAUGUGAAUCCGAGUUUUGAACCUUCUUUGCUCGAGCAAGGAUCGGACUGUGGGAUUUUUUCUGAGAUUGGGAGUUUUACAAGCUUGAUCACAUCGACGAAUGACUUGUUUGGAUUUAGUAACAUGAUGAGCCAACACCAGCCCCCGCACCAGCAACAGGGGCUCGAGCAUCAUGUCCAACAUAAUCAGAACCAGCAGCAGUGGCAAAAUCAUCAACAGCAGGAGAUGACAGGAGGAGGGGGGUUGAUUGAUCAGACGGUUCACGUUGAGUUAUCAGCUUUGCCUAGUAGUAGAUCAACAAAGAAUGAUGAUGGGGAAUUUGGAGCGUUGGACUGGCAAUUAGGGAGUGGUGACCAAGCUACUAGUUUGUUUGAUCUUCCUAAUGCCGUCGAUCAAGCUUACUGGAGUCAGAGCCAAUGGAAUGAUCAAGAUCACCCUAGUCUCUACAUCCCGUAAAUCUCCUUGCUUUUUUUAACUUCAAAUUACAGAAGAAUUAAAAAAACAAAUCUCUCAAAAAGGAAAUGGAAAAUAUAAGUCUGAGAGACUAUGGAAAUUGGAAAAUAUGAAAUGACUGCUUUCCUUUUAUGUAAAUUUUUUUAUAUCAAUCUUCUUUUUAUUUUUCUGGGGUAUAUCUGGUGAUUUUAAAAGGUACUUGGGUUUGAUUUAAAACCCAAGUAACUUUUAUGUUAGUUAUUUUCCUCUCUUUUUUCCCUUCUAAUUCUUUUGGAAGGUUUUUAUUUCUGAUGUAUCUAAUGAGAUUAAAUCAAAUCAAGAUAUAGAGAAGAUAGAGUGUUUUGUUUUUGAUA